CAGUGAUAUACUCUACACAACAAACCUCAUAAUUUCUUUUACAGCAAGUAUUCUCAAUUCCAGCACAUAAUCCCAAUUUCAGCCAUGUCGCGCUUCUCGUCAACCUGCACGUUCAUCAAGUCUUCGCCAAUGUCGUCAGAGCUUUUCGUACCUCGGCUAAAUGCAUCCAACAGCUACUGCUGCAAUAUCUGUGGAGUCGUUCUCGGGUCAGUGGAGGAGGCAGACAACCAUGUCAAGCUGAACCAUUUCUUCCCUGAGCUCUAAUGGCCGGUGCCCGAAACGAAAAAGUGUAAAAUCUUCCAAUUCCUUUCCCCAUGUAUACAUUAAAUCUACUUUCAUCUAUCACAGUGA
Molecule: messenger RNA, 351 nt
Organism: Linderina pennispora
Lineage: Eukaryota; Fungi; Kickxellomycota; Kickxellomycetes; Kickxellales; Kickxellaceae
Exons: 1
Coding region: 85-264 (59 amino acids)
Source: RefSeq, a predicted model, not a curated record